Molecule: messenger RNA, 1377 nt
Organism: Symbiodinium pilosum
Lineage: Eukaryota; Dinophyceae; Suessiales; Symbiodiniaceae
Source: the annotation of a GenBank genome assembly
AUGAAGGUCUUGCAAGAUGCCCUGCGUCAUCUGCUGCUAGACACAGGCCUUGUGCCCCUGGAUGUGUCUACAGAAGCCGCUGUCCUCUCUGCAAAAGCGAUUUCCCUGAAAGCGUUCCAGUCAGAGCCCUUGUUUUUAUGGUACGACUACUUCUCCUGCCCGCAGUUGGAGCACUCCGCACGUGGGAGUGGCCCCAACAAUCGGAGCAAGGCCAUACAGAGUAUUCCUGCCUAUAUUGCCAAAUGCCAUUUCUUUUUUGGCCUGGUUCCAUUCAUCGAGGACUCUGUGCUGUCGCCGAGUAGCUGGGGGCAGCGCGGGUGGUGCCGCAUGGAAAGAGUCGUGCGAGAGAUCUCCGCACAGGCAUUUUUUGGAGUGGAGGACGACCGCGAGAAGCUCGGUCCCUCUGUAGAGGACCUCGUGCCCGGCUUUGACGCCAGCUAUGCUCCCGACCUGCAAGCGUACGUGGUUGCCAAGUUCUUGCACCAGAACGGCCUGCGUUCCGUGCGGGAAGUCGAUGGGGCAGGAUGGACAGCCCUACAUUAUGCCGCCCUUGGGGGGAACUCGGAGCUGAUUGCGGGCUUGCUGCAGCAGCGUGCGGAACCUAAUCGGCGAACCGCCAAGGAUGAGCCCAACCUAGGAGUUGCGAUCUGGACGUCAGCUCUGGACCUUGCCGUGAUUUAUGGGAACAACGACGGAGCCCGCAUGCUCAUUCAAGCCGGCGCCCGACUGAAAGGUCUGCUCGGCCCAGUCAUGCACAGUGCAGCUGUUUCGGACAACGAUGAAGGAAUUGGACUGCUGUGUGCUGCUGGCGGAGAUCCACAUGGCCGAUCCCUCUUCGGCGCUCCGGCUCUGGCAAUCGCCUGCUAUUUUGGAGCGGUAGCCGCCCGGGAGGAGCUCCUUGCCCAUGCAGAAUUUGAUGCCCCCACGCUCUCCUAUGCGUUGUUCCUGGGCAUGGUGUUUCGUGGAGGUACCGCCGAGAGCGUGCACCGCCUUGUCGCCCUCCGUGCCGAUGUCGACUUCCAGUGGAGGCUGAGUUGCCUAUCCCCGUUAGGCUUUAUUUUCAGAAUGAAGUCAGCUCAGCACCGGCUGGGCAAACCCACCUUGCUGUCAGAACUUGCUUUUCACUUCAAUGGCAUGACGCCGCUCAUGGCCGCCGUGUUCUCCGCGCAAUACGAAGGCGCCGCUGGCUUGAUCGCGGCAGGUGCAAGGUUGGACCUGACAAACUGCAGGGGCUGGAUUGCUGCCGAUUUCGCCAGGGGACGCACUCUGCCUAAGUUUUUGAUGCAGGGGUUGGCAGGCGACCGCUCCGAGUGCCAAAGAGUGACCAGGCUGGUACUGUCUGUAGGCGCUGGCGCCUAUGUAGAGUGUAAGGUUUAG